This is a messenger RNA of Pseudopipra pipra, 4486 nucleotides long. It is a transcript of the gene RFC1, whose product is annotated as replication factor C subunit 1. Gene Ontology annotation, cellular component: nucleus; DNA replication factor C complex. Bases 16 to 4038 code for a protein of 1340 amino acids. Gene Ontology annotation, molecular function: DNA clamp loader activity; ATP binding; DNA clamp unloader activity. NCBI's taxonomy places the organism in Eukaryota, Metazoa, Chordata, Aves, Passeriformes, Pipridae. The record is from RefSeq and is a predicted model, not a curated record. Gene Ontology annotation, biological process: DNA repair; DNA replication. The transcript has 26 exons.
GUUUAUAACAAGGACAUGCCUUGCUGUGCUGCGCCGAUCCAGGCCUGGCUGGUGGCGCCUGCACUGCUGUUAUUGGCUGUACGCCUUUUUGGAUGCUUCGUUUGCCUCAAUCCCCUAAAAAGAGCCGAAUCUCAUGGAGGCCUGGCUCUGCUUUCUUGUAUGUUUUUAACCAGCCGUUCGGACUGUCAGCUCUCCGGCUCUGCCGGAGGGGACCAAGGACAGGCUAUUCCCUGCGGGCCGCAUUCUGACGGGAGCUCCCGUUCCUGCCGGGCCAGGCCCGAAGCUGCGGGAGCGGUUAAACCCCCGCCGCAGGCACGAGCCGCUGGGGCCCGCACAGAAGACGGAGAGGGGGGAAGUGCCGAGGGCAGGCGGGCAGGGGAGGCAGGGGAGACGGGGUUCCGGCGGGGGCACGGCGAGGGACCGGCCCCGACCCGGAGCUGCCCCCGCGCCCGCCCCGCCCGUCGCGGCCGUGACGGCAGCGCCGCGCGCCGGGCGGCGGGAGUUGGCGCGAAGGCGGGAGCAUGGAGCCGGGAGCGUCCCGCUAGGCACGGCGACCGAGCCCCGGCCCCCCGCGAUAUCCGGAAAUUCUUUGGUGUUGUUCCUCCUGGAAAGCGACAACAAUGUGAGACUGUGACAAAGAGUGAAAAAAUUAAAAAUGGUGAAGGACCCUCAAGUGGGAAGAAAAGGGAAAAGGAGACUAAGGUGAACAGUUCACCCAGUGAAGAUGAUUCCAAACAAAAGCGUACGAAAAAGAAGAGGAGAGUAAUCUAUGAUUCAGAUUCAGAAGAGGAGGUGCAGUCAGUGAAAAAAUCCAAGAAGACACCUGAGAAAAAAGCAGCUACUUCAAAACUUGGUAAAGUUCUGAAGCGGGAUCCUGUUGUUUAUAUUUCAGAGACAGAUGAAGAAGAUGACUUUGUCAAUAAAAGAAUUUCCCUGAAACCGAAGGAGAAUGGGACAUCAGUGGUCGGUUGUCCAGGAACAAAUUCCGUGAAAAAGGAAGAUGUAAAACCACAAGCUAAAAGCAAACCACUCCCUCCAGUGAAACAGACUCCCACCUCUGCACUUGAUUACUUUGGGACAAGUAAUGUCCAACGAUCAGAAAAGAAACUGGUAUCCAGUAAAAGGAAAGAGCCUUCACAAAGCAGAGACAGCACACUAGAUGAUGAGGCCAUUGCUAGGCAACUGCAGCUUGAAGAAGAUUCAGAGCUAGAGAGACAGCUGCAUGAAGACGAAGAAUUUGCUAGAACUUUGGCCAUGUUGGAUGAAACACCGCAGAAGAAAAAGGCUCGGAAAGAAACAGGAGGAGAGCAAACAGUAUUGAGCAUCAAUAGCAGUCCUAACGUGCCAGCAGGAUAUAAGCAGUCGGAAAGAGUGAAAGCAACAGAUUCAACAGGUGAAGCAAAGAAUUACACUGCGAAGCCGCAAACUAAAUCUGAACAGUGUAAAGGCUCUAAUUUAUCCCCGCAAUCACCUGAUGGUAAAACAGCAAGAGUGUCGGCAGAUAAGACCUUGCCUUUGAAACCUGCCUCUAGGCUCGUGUCUCUGAAACAAAAAGAAGAGAUUGCUGAAAAGGAAAGAGGUGCUCAAAAUUUAGUAUCAAAACAAAAAACUGCUUCAGAGAAAGAAGAGAAGACAACGCCAAAGAAGGAAAAAAUUUCUCCCAAGAAGAGUGAGUCUGUAAGUCCUGAGGACUCUGAAAAGAAGCGAAGCAAUUACCAAGCCUACCGAAGCUUCCUUAAUCGUGAGGGUCCGAAAGCACUGGGGUCCAAAGAGAUACCUCAGGGAGCUGAAAACUGUUUGGAAGGCCUGACAUUCGUAAUUACGGGGGUUCUGGAGUGUAUUGAAAGAGAUGAGGCCAAGUCUUUGAUUGAACGUUAUGGAGGAAAAGUAACUGGCAAUGUCAGCAAAAAGACAAACUACCUGGUGAUGGGGCGAGACUGUGGCCAGUCAAAAUGUGAAAAGGCAUCAGCUUUAGGUACAAAAGUUAUUGAUGAGGAUGGCCUGUUUGAUCUUAUUCGAACUAUGCCAGGCAAAAAGUCCAAAUAUGAGCUGGCGGCUGAAACAGAGACAAAGAAAGUGGAGUCAAGACCUAAAAGGACACCACCGAAAGCUGAAGCUGGAAAAAGGAAUUUUAGCCCCUUCAAAAGGGAAGCUGAUAAUAAAAAGUAUAAAUCUCCUCCUGAAAAAGAAGAUACCGUCAAAUCUGUCAAGAAAGAAACCACUGCUGUUCGAAAGCUUAUGGACUUUACACGUCAGACUGCAGAGGAGAAGAAAGCCCCAAAACCUGAGGGGAAUUUGGUUUCUGAGGUUAAUGAAGAAGGAACAGAGAGAUUGCUAUGGGUGGAUAAAUACAAGCCUGCAUCUCUUAAGGCACUUAUUGGACAGCAGGGUGAGCAAAGCUGUGCCAAUAAACUGCUCCGAUGGCUCAGAAACUGGCACAAGAAUACCUUGGAAGAUGGACAAGCAAAGACCAAUAAAGCUGGAAGCAAAGAUGAUGGGACUAGUUUUAAAGCAGCAUUACUUUCUGGUCCACCUGGAGUUGGUAAAACUACUACAGCUGCUUUGGUUUGUAAGGAACUGGGGUACAGCUACGUGGAGCUGAAUGCCAGUGACACUCGCAGUAAGAACAGUCUAAAGGAAGUAGUUGCUGAAUCGCUUAACAACACCAGCAUCAAGGAUUUCUGUUCUGGCACAUCCUCAUCAGUUAGCGGGAAACAUGUAUUGAUCAUGGAUGAAGUGGAUGGUAUGGCAGGCAAUGAAGACAGAGGAGGGAUUCAGGAGUUGAUUGGUUUGAUUCGACACACAAAGAUACCCAUCAUUUGUAUGUGCAAUGAUCGCAACCAUCCUAAAAUCCGUUCCUUGGUCCACUACUGUUUGGAUCUUCGUUUUCAGAGACCUCGUCUAGAACAGAUUAAGGGUGCCAUGAUGUCUAUUGCAUUUAAAGAAGGUUUAAAAAUUCCCCCACCUGCAAUGCAAGAGAUAAUCCUGGCAGCAAAUCAGGACAUCAGACAGGUUUUACAUAAUCUUAAUAUGUGGUGUGCAAAAGAUAAAUCAUUGACAUAUGAUGAGGCUAAGACAGAUGCCAGCAGAGCCAAAAAGGAUAUCAAAUUGGGCCCUUUUGAUGUUGUCCGGAAGGUUUUUGCUACUGGAGAGGAAGCUUCUCGUAUGUCUCUCAUAGACAAAUCAGAUCUUUUCUUCCAUGACUAUUCCCUAGCACCUCUUUUUGUGCAGGAGAACUAUGUACAUGUGAAACCAGCUGCUGCUGGAGGAAAUCUGAAAAAGCACUUGGUGCUUUUGAGUAAAGCAGCUGACAGUAUAUGUGAUGGUGAUAUAGUGGACAAACAGAUUCGUAGCAAGCAGAACUGGAAUCUUCUUCCAACACAGGCUAUUUAUGCAAGUGUUCUCCCAGGGGAGCUGAUGAGAGGUUACAUGUCCCAGUUUCCUGUCUUUCCCAGCUGGCUGGGGAAAUUUUCGUCCACAGGCAAACAUGAUCGUAUCAUUCAAGAACUGGCAAUGCACAUGAGUCUCAGAACCCAGGCAUGCAAGAGGACAGUAAAUAUGGAGUAUUUGUCGUAUUUGCGCGAUGCACUUGUCAAGCCCUUGAAAGACUUAGGAGCAGAUGGUGUACAACAAGCUAUAGCGUUUAUGGACUCUUACUGCUUGAUGAAAGAAGAUAUUGAAAAUAUCAUGGAAAUAAGCACGUGGGGAGGCCAACCCAGUUCUUUUUCAAAGCUGGAUUCCAAGGUCAAAGCAGCUUUCACACGUGCCUACAACAAAGAGGCACAUCUGACUCCAUAUUCACUUAGCUCUUUCAAGGCAUCUAAAAGGCAGUCGGGAUCUGCAGGGACAUUGGAACUGAGUGAAGACUUGAAUGUGGAAGAGACCCAGACUGAUGAGGAUGAGCAAGAUACUGUUGAAAGUGAUGCAAUGAUUAAGCAAAAAAAGGCGAAGUCUUCCAGGCUGCCAAAAAGAGAGAAAAGCGAAGAAACAACAAAAAAAGAAGGGAAAAGAAAAGAGAAAACGAGACAUUUGGAGUAAAAUCUUACUUUGGAUACAGCUUUGCUUAUCUAAUUUCUGGCAGGAACAUGAAACAGAUCCAGUGCUGCAGCUGGGAAAGUAGAACCAGGGCAUUGAAAAUGCUCCUCUUAUAGAGGUGCUGUAGCUCCUGUACUCUCAUGAUGCCCUGCUGUACUUACUCUUAAUGUGGUAAUUGUUACAAACUAUAAAUAUCCUUGUGCAACAAACACCAGGUGCAUGAACGUGCUGAAAACGUGAUGCUUAGUUACCUGGCAUUUAUGAUGAGUCUUCCUAGGACUUCACUACUUUUUUUUUUUUUUUUUUUAAUAAAUCCCCUGGCAUUACGUGGUGAAGUCUUGUAAAUAGUAUAUGAUGCAAAAAACUCCAAACAUAAAUUGCCCAUUUGUACAUUAUAGAAAUUACGCAGUAUAUAAAAUUACAAUAAAAUGUUUCACAGGACUCUUUUAAA